This is a messenger RNA of Populus nigra (black poplar), 645 nucleotides long. RefSeq lists its product as uncharacterized. The record is from RefSeq and is a predicted model, not a curated record. The transcript has a single exon. The coding region runs from base 1 to 645 and encodes 214 amino acids. NCBI's taxonomy places the organism in Eukaryota, Viridiplantae, Streptophyta, Magnoliopsida, Malpighiales, Salicaceae.
AUGGGUGCUUGUGUUUCUUCUUCGUACUUGGGCCAUCAUGAAUCUCAUGAGCAGCUUCGUCCCAAGACCGCCAAAGUUAUUUCAAUUCAUGGUGAUCUUCGCGAAUACUAUCUUCCUGCCUUCGUUUCUCAAGUUCUUCGGUCUGAAAUUGCGUCCUCAUCUUCCUCUUCUUCAUCGUCCUCAUCUUGGUUCCUCUGCAACUCCGACCAUCUUUCAUACGAUGAAUACGUUCCUGUCUUGGCUUCGGACGUCCCUCUCCAUGCCGAUGAGAUAUAUUUUGUGCUUCCUCAUUCAAAGCUUCAUCGCAGGCUAGCCUCUUCAGAUAUGGCAGCUUUGGCUGUCAAAGCUAGCUUGGCCCUUCAAAACUCCUCUAAGAAAGGUGGUUCCCGUCGCGGCAAGAAGGCCCGGAUUUCUCCUGUAUUGUUGGUCAGUCCUGAUCAUGACCAUCAGCAACAUAAUGUUAUCUAUCAGAAACGAAAACAUGAGCCACAGGUGCAGCGGGCAGCUGAUUCCGUUGCCAUUGGGUUUUCCAGAUCCGGUUCUGAUAGAAGUUUUAAGAAAUAUACUUCCAGACGAGCCAAAUUGGCUGUUCGUUCUUUUAAGCUCAGAUUAACCACCAUUUAUGAAGGGAUCGCUCUUAAUUAA